Sardina pilchardus (European sardine) is the source of this 2322-nucleotide messenger RNA. RefSeq names its product E3 ubiquitin-protein ligase TRIM41-like. Lineage: Eukaryota; Metazoa; Chordata; Actinopteri; Clupeiformes; Clupeidae. The transcript is spliced from 6 exons. The record is from RefSeq and is a predicted model, not a curated record. Gene Ontology annotation, molecular function: zinc ion binding; protein binding. Bases 7 to 1590 code for a protein of 527 amino acids.
UCAACAAUGGCUGACAGUAUGUCUUUGGACGAGGAUCUCAUUUGUGCAGUUUGUCGGGACAUAUUUGUGGAACCAGUUACCUUGCCAUGUGGACACAACUAUUGUGAAGAAUGCGUCAAUCAGUUAAAAAGAUCAUCGACUGAAGAUGAAUCACGGCGCUACACAUGUCCACUUUGUUUAGCGCCGUGUGAUGUGAGCAUAGCUUUUAAGAAGAAUAUCGUCCUCCACAACAUCCUGGAAAAAUACCACAAAACCCGAUCAAGUGGCCACGAUUGUAGCAUUUGCAAAGGCGAGCAGAAACUUCCGGCUGAAAAGACGUGUCUGAAUUGUGAGGAGUCCUACUGCACCCUUCAUAUUAUGCCACAUUGUGAGAACAGUGUUCUGCGACAACACGUGCUUGUAAAUCCUAUAUCCAACAUCAGCAAAUUGUGUAAAUCACACGGAAAGGAGCUUGAACUUUACUGCCAGACAGACCACGUUGCCCUGUGUGUGUACUGCAUGUUGCCUUCAGAGGCUAAACACACAGAAGGACACAGUGUCGUCAAAUUGUCAGAUGCAACAACAAAUCUGAAGGAGAAUUGCCAAGCCAAGCUUUCUGAUGUAAGAGGAAAUUUGUCAGAAGUAGAACAAUGUCUGUCAGAUAUUGAGAACGCUGCAUCCACUUCCAAGAAGAAGCUUGAAGAUCAACAGGCAGACUGCACAUCCUUUCUCGGGAGGAUCAAACUGUUCCUAGACUUUGAGGAGCAAGCUUGGCAAAAGCGGUUCUCGGUGGACCUGGUUCUGGAGAGCAAGAAUCUGAAGCUCAGGGUAGAGAAGCUGAUGAAGAUGAAGGGAAGGCUGGCAGAGGCUCUGGAGGGGUUACAACAGGCUCUGGCCAUUCAGGACCCACUGCUGCUACUGCAGACGUCACAGAGCACUGACUGGGGAGAUCUUUAUGAGAGUGAGUCAUGUACUCGUCAGCUCCAGGAGGUGAGGGAGUGGCGAGGACCAAAGCCUGCUGCCUCUGCAAAGAUCAUGCCACUGUUCCAGACCCUGAGAGGGACAUUUUCAGGAGAUGAUAUCAAGCUGAACCCACGGUCAGCCCACCCUGGGUUAGAGUUGUGUGUUGCAAGUGGCUCACUGUGGUUGUCCAAGAACAAAGAACAUGCAGGUGGUCCAUACUCUGUUUUGGGCUGUGAUGCCUUCAGAGGUGGAGUGCACCAUUGGGAGGUCGUGGUUACGGAUGUCCCUGGUUGGACGGUGGGCAUCUCGUACGCACCUCGCCAGGGUGAGGCGGCCAGUGCAGGAUUUGGCAGUGAUGCCUCUUGGGCCUUGAGCUAUACCGAAAGCAGAGGUCAGUUCUGUGCUGAACAUGGCUGGUACAAGUUCUGUUUCACCAACCCCGCCCCUGGUUUGCCCAGCCGAAUUGGAGUGUUUCUGGAUGUGGACAGUGGCAUCCUGUCAUUUUAUGAUGCACUGAGACUGGAGCAUCUACAUACGUUCUAUUGCUGCCUCCAAGCACCUGUCUACGCUGCUUUCAGUAUUGAUGUGGAACUAGAGGGAGAAAGCCUUACCAAGAUCAGCGUUAUUAACCCAGAGAAGAAUCAGUGAGUUUGUAGCAACACACCAUACUGUAGUUAGUCUGGCUAUCACCAUACUAAACUCAAUCUUUUAAGAUUGAACAUUAGUCUGGGGAGUCUGCACUUUAUUUCUAGUCUGCACAAGAGGCGUGAUCAAUGUGCAUAGUUCAAAUGACAAUGUACGCUUUUGGAUAGUCCUUCAACUAAUCAGACCAACGAUCUGGGUGCACCUUUGGGAUAAAGCUAUUUUGUGAUUGGACCCCAAAGAUGUGGACAGGAAGCAGGAGAGAUAGAUGUGCAGGUUUCCAGCCUAAGCUGCAGGCCGAAAUCCAAAUCACCGGCAGAUCAGGCAGGGUUUACCCAGCCUACGCCAUAGAUAAAAUAUUGCCACCAACUGUAAAAAUGGCAUCCAACACUACUCACCUUCGGCCACAUCUCAACUGAGAUUUGAGAAUUGGUCUGGUGUUGAUCAGGCUACCUAUAGCCCUAGAUGAUUAUCAGUUUUCACACUUGUUUGCUAACAGAUUUAUAUUUGAGUGAGUAUUAUACAUAUUGUUAUAUAUUAUAUAUUAUAAACUGUAUGUAGGCCUAUUUAACUUCAACAUAAUUCUAAGCAAAAUGUACGCCUGCAUCAAUGAGCUUUUUGUUAUAUUACAGUAUAAUGUUGUAUUUAAAACUCUGCGUAUCAGACAUCAUGAAUGUAAAAUGCAUGGUUUUCCUGAUUUUUAUGAGAAUAAACUUCCUCACUGAGUUAUGGUGACAA